AUGAAUUUCCAAAUGCUCGGAUGCUCCAUUCCCAAUUCGAUUAUUCCAUGUAUGUGGUCCGAAGAGUGCUGGACGCCUGUCAAGACCUCUACGAUUUCUGCGACCGAUAUGGGGUCGCCACGUAAUGUGAACGAACCAUCGCCUGUUGAAAACAUUUUGCAGGAAUGGAAUUUAGCCGAGUUAAUCCCUGUUUUUAAUGAAAAUUUUGUGGACUAUGACGUGUUCUCCAAAUUGAGCGAAGACCAUAUUAAGGAACUUGUGCCGAAAAUUGGUCCCAGAAUUCGCUUUUUGGCAAAGUAUAAACAUUGGUUUGACAACAAAUCACAGCCCAUUUUAAUUGAUGAAGAUACGCCAUGGACACUACACGAUACAUCACAUACCCAAGUUCCGGUUAUUGAAAGUCCGACAACUUCUGAACCAUCAUCUAUUGCCGAUUGUCAAACAAUUGCAGGUAACUGGUCUGACGCAAUUGUGGGACUUAAUGAUGUUGAAAUUGUUAACACCCCGACUUACCAAUAUAAGGUUACAUGUGCAAAAAACACGGGAUUAGAAGAUUUAUUAAAUUCAAGCACAAAAGGCCGGUUAAUUCUUUAUUCGUAUAAUAAAAAUGGUAAAUUGACGUCAGAUGACAGAAAUAAAUUAGUAGAAUUUAUAAUCGAAUCGGAACUUGAGAAUGAUUUGAAUAGAUCAAUAAGCUGUGUCAGGUUUGAAGAACUAGCGCAUGCUAUCGUUGGAAUUUUCACAAAGGAGUGUAAAGAAGUUUAUUUUAUGAAAACAACUCACUUCAAAAACGGGAAAACUACUCAAUCAGGAAGAGGAAAAUUAUUUUUCAAAUACUAUAACUUUAGAAAGCAGUUGAAAUCAGCAGGUCUUAUAAAGACAAACAAUGCUACUAUAUUACAAAGUUCAGAUGAAGAAGGCACAGAAAAUGACGAAGAAAAAUUGAACCAACUUGAGUGGUUAAAGCAGUAUAAGGAACCAUUCCAUAAGGUGCAAGAUUACUGGGGUAAUACCUUUAAAGCUCGACAGGCUUUACUUAAGGAAAAAAACAUCUAUGAGUAUUGCAACACUUUCCCUAUUUUACGGUCAAGUUGCGGAUACAUUUUGUUAAAUAACGAUUUUAAUCUGUUGUACCCCAAAGUAGAUGACUUGUUUUAUGUAAAUUUUGCAAAGUUUUCUGAAAAAAUAUUAUUAUAUACCGAAGGACAGAAGGACAAGAUCCUUAGAAGAAAAUUAAAGGAAAUUGAAGAUUGCAACACUGAGGGUAAUCUAACAUGUUAUUAUUUCCUUUGUGUUACCUUGUACCAUUAUUGUUGUAGAUGGUAAAAUUAUAAGGAUAUUAAAACUACUGCCAUAUCUAGU
This is a messenger RNA of Photinus pyralis (common eastern firefly), 1362 nucleotides long. RefSeq lists its product as uncharacterized. The transcript has 7 exons. The record is from RefSeq and is a predicted model, not a curated record. NCBI's taxonomy places the organism in Eukaryota, Metazoa, Arthropoda, Insecta, Coleoptera, Lampyridae. Bases 1 to 1326 code for a protein of 441 amino acids.